AUGAAAGCUGCGCGCGCAGCCGCCUGUCCCCGCCCACCUCAGGGGGUGGGGCCUGAACGCGCAGGGUGCGCGCGCAACUCACGGUGCGCCCGUUCACGGCUUUCAUCACCGGGUUCCGGGUACCUGGCGGACCUGAGAGGCCGCUGCCCCUCCCCCACCCUGGACCCUCCCGCGCUGCAGACGCCCCCAAGAUGGGGCCCCCGAACCCCAGGACUCAGGAGGACUCACCCGGGACCGGCCAGAAGUUGCCGCGGGGCCUUCCGCUCCCCUCGGCCGUCUCCCCGGUCUGGCCAGGCUGAUGGGGCCAGUGAGGGUUCUCUGCCCCUUGACAUUCAGAAACUGAAGGAAAAGAGAGACACACUGGACAAGGAAAUCUCCCAAUUAAUAUCUGAAGGCUACAGUGUGGAUGAAUUAGAUGACCACAUCUCCCAGCUCCACGAGUAUAAUGACAUCAAGGAUGUUGGCCAGAUGCUGCUGGGCAAACUCGCCGUGAUCCGAGGUGUCACCACCAAAGAGUUGUAUCCAGAAUUUGACCUGGACGUAAAUGACUGAGCAGAGGUUAGCGCCCUUUGUCCAUAACCCACCAGGACCAGCGGAUGUGGACAUGAGGAGCAGAGAGCGCCCCACCGAGCAGCUGCAGGGUUUCCACUGUUCUAGUGGCCCCCGCUGAGUCAGGAGGGAGCCAGGGAGGAGGGAUGCUCUGGCUCUGCAGUUCCCGAGCUGUCCCAGUGCUGCCCUCACACGUGUGUGUGUGUGUGUGUGUGUGUGUGUGUGUCCUGUCUGUAAAUAAACACGAGCCAUCUCCAUGUGCAUCCGCGUGCUGAUUCCUGCUCCUCCCGCAGCCCCGUUUUAUGCUAAUUCCAGUAAAGAAUUUUAGCUAGCCCCAUUUUAUAGACAAGGAAACAGGUUCAGAGGGGCAAAGUGACUUGCCCGAGGUCACACAGCCAGUAAGUGGCAGAGCAGGGAUUGGUGCCAGGUCUAUCUCCAAAGCGGGUUUGCUGUUAAUCCUGCCUUUCUGGGUUGGGAGACGAGCAGGUAACAGCUGAGAGUGAAGUGGCAACUUGGGAAGCCUUCCUUGUAAAUCAGUGCCAAAUGAAGUCUCCCCUCCCUGCUUGUAACUCUCUACCAAGCAAGGGGACGCUCUUGUCAUUUCUUCUUUGGUGACGUCAUGAGCAACCAUUGUUGCUGGAGUGUGGCCAUGGAGAAAGGCUGGGAUGCACAGUGGAAGGCCUUCUGACCAGUCCAUUCUGAUUGACCCUGGCCUGCUGGCCAUUCUCAUGAGAUUGGGGAUGUGAUAGCAGCACUUGGGGACAGGUUGUCUUAAGUCUGAUUUCUAGAACUGGCCAUGCAAGUCCAGCCCUAUACACUUAGGAGCUGUGUAGCCACAGCAUCUGUGCCUUGACCUCUUGUCAGUGAAAAUUCUAGCAAUACUGUGUUCAUCGGGGAAAUAGCAUAGCUACCUGGACAAACAGCCCCCAGAUCUCUGUGUAGAGGAACAUAAUAAAGGUUUCUUUGUUGCCAACUGUGGUGAGGGUCUGGUAGCCGGCUAGCCUUCCAUUUCAGAGCUUCCUCCCCAUACCCCAAGCAGGAAAGUGAGAGAUGGAGAGGAUCCAUGAUACCCCUAUCCCAUGGGCAGAUGUCCUUGUGCUCGAAGACUAUUAUUCACAACAGGUGGCCCCCAGAGGGAGACUGGGAAGUGAGGGCACACCUGGGUGCUUGAGGGUACUUCCAGGAUUUGGUGAGGACCCAGCACCAAGCAGUGCUGAGUCCGGCUCCUGUUCAGUGCUGGACAGCAACCCCUCAUCAGGCACCAGCAGGGACCGGGGUUCCAGGCUGUGGACACUUGGGGGACAGGACACCUUCCAAGACUCUGAGACUCAGGAUAGUACUGAGCCUCAUACAUUUCACACUUUUCCUCUGCUUACAUACCUUGAUGUUAAAUGUAUCAGGCAUGAUAAGAGGUUAACAACAGCCACAGUAAGCCAGAACAGUUAGAGCAUACUAUUAUAACUCCACUCUAUACUGUAACUAUACAGCAACAAAAGUUACAUGAAUGUGGUGUUGCUUUCUCGAUAUCUUAUUGUUCAUAAUAUUUUCAGACUGUGGUUAAUCACAGGCAACAUGAAACCACAGAAAGCCAAACCACAGGUUGGAGAGGAUGCCCUUCCCCGCGCCCCACACACUCCUGCAUGCAUCCUCAGUUGGGAGUUUUUCUUGACAUUUCUUAGACUUUUCACAUCACAAUGGCAGCCGCUUUUCACAAUCUCCAUUUUGUGCCUCCGUUUGGUACAUGAGGAAACCGAGGCCCAGUGAGUGGAAGCAACUUAUCAAAGACAUAGUGGCAGAUUUGGGACAAAAGCUGAUUGGCUCCUGAUCCCAGGCUUCUGACCCAGAACCCCACACCAGAGGCCUUGCAUGUCACUCCUUCCAGCCUGGGUGUCCUCUAAAGACAAGACUGUCAGAUUUCCCCGCACCUCUCAAACUCCAUAGGUACCUAAUGGAAGGCGGCGCUGAUCCUGUUUGCGUCGGUCUUGCGUAGGUCUUGGGUAGGUCUUAGGAACCCCAGUGAAGAACGAUCCAGGACUCUUGGCAUCUGAGCAUCUCACAAUUCUUAAGCCCUUAAUCGUCACCUCGCCUGACCCACUCACCACUUCAGGCCACAUCACUUGAUAGUGGAAGAGCAGAAGGAGAGGGGAGCAGCCAGGCUGGGAGCCCCAGGAGUAGUGACCCUACUACUUCUCAGGAGGUUUCUCCCUCCCCCAUUCUCUCCACAAAGAGCUGCCUUCUCUUGCUUCUGUCCAUAUAAAAGUCUCUCAGUGGCAGGAGCUGGGGCGCAGGGUCUCUGGGUCUCUUCCUGCCAGCAGGAAGUCAGGGAGCUAAGAAAUGAUGGUUACACGGUUUGCGGCUGUCGUGGAUUAUAGGAGCACAUUUGAGUGGCACUAGCCAGUGAGGGGGACAUUGAAGAAACGUCCCAGGGAGAAGGGACACCGAUGAGGGUGCAGCAGGAGCCCACCGGUCAAGAAUGGGAGAGGGCAGCUGGCCAGGUCCAGGACCAGUGUUCAGGGCCUCAGUCUGGAGAAUGUCAGGGACGGUGCUAUCCAGCAGCUUCUCUAGAUUCUUGGUGUGAAAGAAGUCUCUCUCCCAAACACAGUCUUAACCCAAUUCUGCAUUUUGGACAGUUUUUUUUUGGGAUGGGGCAGUUAGGUGCAGUUUUUGUUUUCCACAGCUCACCUGUAUUACUAUUACGACUUAAAAAAAAAUCUAACAAAGACAUUAAAAGCAGACACACAGAAAAAACCAAGAAAUGUUCCAAAGUAAUGAUGUUUAUUAGAUGGUAGGCUUAUGCGUGAUUUUUCCCUUUCCCCCACUUUUCUCUUCUGCUGUGGGCUGUGAGGCAGGGCAGACAGAAUCCAUCCCCCACCACACACCUACCUCACUUAGUUCUCGGUCCAGCUACUUCUUAAUCUGGUUCAUCCUUUUUCAUUUUCUUUCUUCCUCUCACAUUCAUUUUAUUUACUUACUUAUUUGUUUUUGCAUAUAAGAACCGGGAUGUAGGCCAGAGGUGCAGGGGGUAAGAGGAUUCACCAAAGAUAGAGUGGGGAGCAGAACAGAAGGAUUUUACUGAAAUACACUGCCGAGGGGAGCAGCAGGUGAGACAGGAGGGGUUUGCUGUGCCAUGUGGGUAGCUCCCUGGCCGGGGAUCGAACUUAGGCCACUGUGGUCAGCCAGGCCGAUAUGGUGGAAGUGCUGAAUCUCAACCCCUAGGCCAUCAAGAAGUUCCCUGAGUUGCCUGUCUUCGGGUAGGCAAAAAAUGGCACCGGUAGACUCCGGGCCCUCAGAUUGAGAAUGAAUACAGUUGGGUGCCCCAAAUACAUUUGCAGCUGGGGCUCAUCUUAAGACACCACGGAGGAGGCCUAGAAACAAGCCCCAGUCCCUUUCCCCUGGGUCAGCUCUGGGUGUCAUGCGGGCAGAAGCCUCGAGGGGGCAGUGUCGGCACAGAGAUGCGGCUCGGGCCAGGGAAGCCUCCGCGGGGAGGGCCUGGUUGGAAAGGUGGGGCCUAUCUAGGCACCGGUCCACUGGCCGGCUCCUCGGCGCGCCCCUUGUGGAGGAGGGGGUUCUCUCCAGCAGCACGCUUUCCAGGGAUCUGAAGUGACUCGGGGGAGUUAGGAGCCCCCGGACUGUGAGAGGGGGCCACAAGUGUGUUCUCUGAUGUUGGGAAGGACCAUGCCGGCGCUAGCAUUGUUUGAACGCAUCCGGUGUAAACCUCGCUCAAAAUCUCAUCUGGCAUUUAGACCUUUAGGGGAGUUCACAGCGCUCACACAAUGCAGCCUGCGAUCUCAUCCCUGGGGACCGAGAGGGGGCCUUCUGGGCAGCCUGACCUCACAGAGCAGUGUCACCAAACAGCACCCCACUUAAGCUUUGCUCAAAUGGAGGGUGGG
Messenger RNA from Talpa occidentalis (Iberian mole), 4439 nucleotides. It is a transcript of the gene SWI5, whose product is annotated as SWI5 homologous recombination repair protein. Bases 1 to 552 code for a protein of 183 amino acids. Gene Ontology annotation, cellular component: Swi5-Sfr1 complex; Swi5-Swi2 complex. The transcript has 5 exons. The record is from RefSeq and is a predicted model, not a curated record. NCBI's taxonomy places the organism in Eukaryota, Metazoa, Chordata, Mammalia, Eulipotyphla, Talpidae. Gene Ontology annotation, biological process: double-strand break repair via homologous recombination.